UGAUCCCUUCCCACGCUGUCGUGCCCCGGUCCCCAUCACGUCCCGUUCCCACCCCACACUCUCCCCAUCCCAUCUCCUCCCGAUCCUGAUCCCAUCUCGUCCUGAUAUCAUCCUCUCCCCUCUACAGGCUGUCCCCAUCUCUGUCCCCUCCAUGUUCUACCCUGUCCCUACGCUAUUCCCGUCCCCAUCCAAUUUUGAUCCCAUCCCCUCCUCAUGGCCUCUUCCCACCUCAUCCCACCCUGUCCCCACCCCAUCCAAUUUUGAUCCCAUCCGCUCCCCAUCACAUCCCACCCUCUCCCCAUCCCAUUCCACUCCCAUCCCCUGUUGUUCCCAUCCCAUCCUACCCUGAUCCCAUCCUCUCCACCACAUCCCAUCCCAAACCCCCAUCCCGAUGCUAUCUCACAUACGUGCCUUGUGCCACACCAUCUUGAUUCCAUGCCACAUUGUCCCCACCUUACCUCGUCCUGCCCCCCAUCCUGAUCCCAUCCCACCCUGAUCUCCUGCUCUCAUCCCCCAGCUCCCUGCCCUAGGGGGGGAUCCCCCAAUCUCCCUGCUCCCCGGGAGAGGCAGGCCUGGUACCCCCUCCCCAGCACACCACCCUCCCACCCCACCAGCUGCAGCUGGGAUGGCUGCCUCAUCCCGCCCACCUGUGGCCACUUAAGAGCCAGGGCAGCUCAGGGGAGCCUGUGCUAGCCAGGAUGGCUACGGGGGAGCAGGUGAGUGCUCUCCCUGUGGGCUGGACCUGGCAGCAGAGUCUAGGCAGCCCUGCUGUCUCCUUGGGGCUCCCAGCUGUGGGAUCUGUGUCAUCGGGGGGGGGGCUGGGGGGCUGCAGGCUCCCUGAUGGAGUGCCUGUGGGGCUCCUCGGGGCUGUCCCUCCUUCCCCAGAGGAGGCAAGAUGAGCGGCGUCAGCGGCAGAGGGCUCAGCAGCGAGAACUGCUCCUGGCAGAAAGCCUGGGCAAGCACCCUCUGCAAAACAGGUGGGCACUGUGGUUCUUCAAGAAUGACAAGAGCAAGAUGUGGCAGGCAAACCUGCGUCUCGUCACCAAGUUCAGCACUGUAGAGGACUUCUGGGCGCUGUACAACCACAUCCAGCUUGCCAGCAAGCUCACAUCUGGCUGUGACUACUCCCUCUUCAAGGACGGCAUUGAGCCCAUGUGGGAGGACAGCCAGAACAAGCGUGGCGGGCGCUGGCUCAUCACCCUGGCCAAGCAGCAGCGGCACACCGAGCUGGACCGUUUCUGGCUGGAGACGUUGCUGUGCCUCAUUGGAGAGAUGUUUGACGAGUACAGCGAUGAGGUGUGCGGAGCAGUCAUCAACAUCCGUGCCAAGGGGGACAAGAUAGCCAUUUGGACUCGGGAAGCAGAGAACCGGGAAGGGGUCACCCACAUCGGGCGUGUCUACAAGGAGCACCUGGGCUUGUCACAGAAGGUGUCCAUCGGAUACCAGGCCCAUGCAGACACAGCCACCAAGAGCAGUUCCCUCACAAAGACCAAGUUUGUGGUGUGACUGUGGGGGGAGCAGGGCACUGCCCACAGGGUCCUCCUGUCCUAUUCCACAAUGAAUGCCUGCAGCU
Messenger RNA from Falco peregrinus (peregrine falcon), 1573 nucleotides. It is a transcript of the gene EIF4E1B, whose product is annotated as eukaryotic translation initiation factor 4E family member 1B. The record is from RefSeq and is a predicted model, not a curated record. Lineage: Eukaryota; Metazoa; Chordata; Aves; Falconiformes; Falconidae. Bases 841 to 1506 code for a protein of 221 amino acids. Gene Ontology annotation, biological process: translational initiation. The transcript has 6 exons. Gene Ontology annotation, molecular function: RNA 7-methylguanosine cap binding; translation initiation factor activity. Gene Ontology annotation, cellular component: eukaryotic translation initiation factor 4F complex; cytoplasm.